AUGGCCAUGGUCAGACAGAAGAUGAAGCAGCCGAAGCAAAAGCGAACCUCAACUUCUUCAUCUUCGGCAACAACAUAUCGCACACUCUCACCUCACAUGCACAAUGCGGCGUUCGCAAAACUCCGGCUGUCGAUGAGAGCGUCGAACGUCUGA
Parastagonospora nodorum SN15 is the source of this 153-nucleotide messenger RNA. RefSeq lists its product as hypothetical. The record is from RefSeq and is a predicted model, not a curated record. The transcript is spliced from 2 exons. Lineage: Eukaryota; Fungi; Ascomycota; Dothideomycetes; Pleosporales; Phaeosphaeriaceae. Bases 1 to 153 code for a protein of 50 amino acids.